CAUGUUGCUAAGGGCCAGCCCCAGGCGGUUUCUGGAGCACCAUCUUCUCUUUUUGGAGAACGCAGAGCAGCAGCACCCAGCUCGGAAAUCGGUCCCGAAUCCAUCCAUGACUGAGGAACCCUCCGUCCCAGCCGAGCCAGACCUGCCGUCCUCCAACCUUACCAACACGACGGACUGCGGCGAGGAGAUCCUGCUCUAUGGGGACACUGAGAAGAUCGUCAUUGGAGCGGUGCUCUCCAUCAUCAUCCUUAUGACCAUCGCCGGCAACGGUCUGGUCAUCAUCUCUGUGUGCAUCGUCAAGAAGCUCCGGCAGCCCUCCAACUACCUGGUGGUGUCCCUCGCAGCCGCAGACCUGUCAGUGGCCUUCGCUGUCAUGCCCUUCGUGACCAUCACAGACUUGGUGGGGGGAGAAUGGCUCUUUGGGAAAGUUUUUUGCAAUGUCUUCAUCGCCAUGGACGUUAUGUGUUGCACCGCCUCCAUCAUGACCUUGUGCAUCAUCAGUGUGGACAGGUAUCUGGGCAUCACUCGGCCGCUGACGUACCCCGUGAGACAAAAUGGGAAGCUGAUGGCCAAGAUGGUCUUCGUCGUUUGGCUCCUGUCUGCCUCCAUCACUCUUCCUCCUCUUUUUGGCUGGGCCAAGAAUGUGACUGUGGAAAGAGUCUGUCUCAUCAGCCAGGACUUUGGGUACACAGUCUACUCCACGGGGGUUGCCUUCUACAUCCCCAUGGCGGUCAUGCUCGUGAUGUACAGCCGGAUCUACAAAGCUGCCAAGGUCAGCGCCGAGAAGCACCGCUUCAUGAACUUCCCCAAGCACUAUGAAGAGGAGGGCGUCUACUGCCUGGAGGCCUCCAGCCGGAGCCACCACAGCUCCAAGCGUACCAAAGCGGUGGAGGAAUGCGCCACGCUCUCCAAACUGCUCCGGCAAGACCGAAAGAAUAUUUCCAUCUUCAAACGGGAGCAGAAAGCAGCCAGGACCCUCGGCAUUAUUGUGGGGGCUUUUACAUUUUGUUGGCUUCCUUUCUUCCUGAUGUCAACGGCUCGGCCUUUCAUCUGCGGCAUCCGCUGUAGCUGCAUGCCCCUGCGGCUGGAGAGAACUCUGCUCUGGCUGGGAUACACCAACUCCCUCAUCAACCCCUUGAUUUAUGCUUUCUUUAACCGAGACUUGAGGACUACUUUCUGGAACCUCCUGCGGUGCAAGUACAGGAACAUCAACAGGAGGCUCUCCGCUGCCAGCAUGCACGAGGCUCUGAAAGCCACAGAGAGGCAUGAAUGCAUUCUGUAGAGCCACGUCCUCUCGCUCAGUGCCUGA
This is a messenger RNA of Opisthocomus hoazin, 1309 nucleotides long. The record is from RefSeq and is a predicted model, not a curated record. Lineage: Eukaryota; Metazoa; Chordata; Aves; Opisthocomiformes; Opisthocomidae.